AUGGCUCCUCAUCAUACCCGCGGGCCAACUCCUCCUCCGAGCUAUCACCGCCGUACACCAUACCACCACACCCCAAUGGGGCAAGCUCACCACCAGCAACCCAGUCCCCAUUCACAUUGGCUUCCUCACCACCAGCACCAAAACCCCCCUUCUGACCCUGGCCCAACUACACUGGACCGCGGCUCUCCGCCCCUUGGACGUCGUUCACUGGCUCCAUCGCCCCCCACCCCAGAUGCCCGCCCACGGACACCAGCAACACCUCCCCCAGGAUCCUCACAGCCCCUACCCACUGCGUCCACUGGGCCCAGACCAAUAUCCCCAUCUACAUAUCCCACCAUCUACUCGGCUACCACCGGCUGGAAAAUGUUUUCCACCAUGACGCAAUCCACACGUGACUGGGCAGCCUCCCUCACGCACCUACAAGCCCCCCACUUCCACAAACAGUGGUUCUCUGCUCACUGGGCUAUCCUCCGCCAACACUGGGGAACCAAAUGUACCACCAAUAUGGAACAAAUACGCACCGCCGGGGACCCCCCCCUCCUCACAGAGAUUAACAAUAACAUUAGGCUCAAACGCGUACACCACGACACCGCCCCAACGGGCCAUGGUCGCCGCAUACGCACCCGCGGUGCCCACCUGCAAGCCAAGACACGUGACAGGCACUCCCGUCGACUCUCCUUGCUGCCACUGGCCACCUCAUCACCCCCGGUAAGCGAUGCCCCGCCGAUCCGGCCCCCGCGACGGCCCCCCGACCCUCAAGGACGACCUCCAGCAGCCUAA
Molecule: messenger RNA, 780 nt
Organism: Aphanomyces astaci
Lineage: Eukaryota; Oomycota; Saprolegniomycetes; Saprolegniales; Verrucalvaceae
Exons: 2
Coding region: 1-780 (259 amino acids)
Source: RefSeq, a predicted model, not a curated record